AUAAAACGUUAUAUAUUACAUAACAAAGAUUCAGAUAAUAUACUUUUAAAAGAAAGAUUCCCAAAUAUUGAAAUUGACAAACAGAAAGACUUAUCUCAUGAUGAAAAAGUAACGAAAAGAAAAAAUAAACAAUUAAAAAAAAGUUUAUUAAAUAAAUCGCACUACUAUACAGAAAUAAUAGAUUAUAAUAAUGCAAUUUUUGAUGGAAAACACUUCCAUUUUGAAAAAAAAUGGAUUAAAAAAAAAAAUUAUGAUGAUUUUCUUGAUAAGAAGAGGAGAAUUUGUGAUAUAUUAUUAAGCAGUUACGGAUUGGCAGCUUUUAUAUUUUUUCUUUUUAUGUUGAUCGGAAUAGGAUUGCCAAUAUUACGUGGAUUAGGGUAUAUGGAAGGAAAAAUAAAUAUUCCUUUUAGUUCACAAGAAUUGCUUGAUACUGUGAAAUCUAUUGUAGACACUCUUUGUCCAGAAAAAUAUUCUUAUCUAAUAAUGUUCUCACUAAUUAUCUUUAUAUUAUCUGUCAUAAUUAUAAUAGCUCUUCCUAAGAUCUUAAGAAAUAAUGAAAAAUACAAGAAAAUUAAGUUGACGAGAGAGUAA
This is a messenger RNA of Plasmodium malariae, 591 nucleotides long. The record is from the annotation of a RefSeq genome assembly. Lineage: Eukaryota; Apicomplexa; Aconoidasida; Haemosporida; Plasmodiidae.